This is a messenger RNA of Trifolium pratense (red clover), 814 nucleotides long. RefSeq lists its product as uncharacterized. The coding region runs from base 148 to 732 and encodes 194 amino acids. Lineage: Eukaryota; Viridiplantae; Streptophyta; Magnoliopsida; Fabales; Fabaceae. The record is from RefSeq and is a predicted model, not a curated record. The transcript has a single exon.
UUUACUUUUUUCCCACUAUAUAAUGCAUCACAUAGAACAACUCAAACAUAAAUCAAACCCUUACAAUAAUAUAUUUUUAGCCUUAGUUUCCUCUCUUCUCUAGCUAAUACAUAACAAGAAACAAUCCUUGCUAAUAUCAAUUUUUCAAUGGAUCCAUCCCAUAUAUCUGCUUAUGUAAACUUCAGCUGCGAAUUGAGAAUAAUACAGGCUCGAAACAUCGAAUUUAUCAAGCCUACGAAAAACUUGUUUGCAAGGUUGUAUCUCCCAACAGGAAACAACAAAAGUAUUCAACUUAACAGCAAAAAUAUUUCCACCAUAUCAUUGCCCAUCUGGGACGAGUCUUUUAAUCUAGAUUGUUCGUGCCCUCAAGAAUUCUUGGAAAACCUUAACGAACAAAACCUAGUGUUGGAGCUAAGGCAAAGGAAGAUGUGGGGGUCAAAACUUAUUCCAUGGAAGGUAAUUAUUGAAUCACAAAAUAUGGAGUUAAAAAAAUGGUUGAAAAUGGAUUUGGUGAAUGGAAGUGAUUGCAAAGAGGGUAUGUUCACAACACCGGAAGUGGAAGUAGAGAUUAAAGUAAGAGUAGCUUCAGCUGCUGAGAUGGAAAAACAAAAUAAGAGAAGGUUGAAUAAUUGGAAUGAGUGUGGAUGCAAAAAUGGACAUGAUCAUCAAGCUUGGUGCAACACUGAAGAUUGUGAUAUAUUUGCACUUAGUGCAGCUUUAGAGGCCUUUUGAUUUUGAUGCAAGAUUCUGCGAUGCACAUAUGUACUAACAUCAACUAAUUAGCUCAUCAAUAUAGUAGAAAAUUGAUUGAUUU